GGCCUGUAAACUUUCCCGGCUUCCGCACUGGAGUCCUAAAACCGCUGGAAGUCCGAGAGCAUGGAGGCGGCGUGCUCACCCCCGACGGCGGGGAAGUUCGUGGUGGUCGGGGGUGGCAUCGCGGGUGUCACCUGUGCGGAGCAGCUGAUUGAAACCCGCUUCCGCACGGCUGCCCAAGUCCUGAGUGCAUCAUAACUGAAUGAUAAAGAAACGCUUACUUGGCGAUUCACCUUCCAUCAGAAGAUAUUCUCCUGAUCACAGCUUCUCCUGUUAUUAAAGCAGUUACAAAUUUCAAGCUGUCUUAGAUCUAAGAGGAAAACUGAAAGAGCAGUAGCCCUAAAGCCAAGGAAGACAAAAGUUUCAACUAAGAGGAGUGGUCAGUUGUGUCAGAUCCUGUGGAACGGUCAGGUUUCUAAAGUGUUGGAAGAAUUUGAUGUUGAAGAACAACCAAGUACCAUGUUAGAAAAUCGCUUUCCCAACAUUAAGGUUAUAGAAUCUGGAGUAAAGCAACUGAACAGCAAAGAACAUUGCAUUUUAACUGAAGAUGGCAAUCAGCAUAUUUAUAAGAAGCUCUGUUUGUGUGCUGGAGCUAAACCAAAGUUGAUAUGUGAAGAAAAUCCUUACGUGUUAGGAAUCCGUGAUACAGACAGUGCUCAGGAAUUUCAGAAACAGCUUACAAAAGCUAAGAGAAUAAUGAUCAUAGGGAACGGUGGUAUUGCACUUGAAUUAGUGUAUGAAAUUGAAGGCUGUGAAGUAAUUUGGGCCAUUAAAGAUAAAGCUAUUGGGAAUACUUUCUUCGAUGCAGGAGCAGCUGAAUUCUUGACUUCAAAGCUCAUUGCUGAAAAACCAGAGGCUAAAAUUGCACAAAAAAGAACCAGAUAUACAACUGAAGGAAGGAAAAAGGAAGCAGAAACCAAAGCUAAUGCUGGUAAUAUAGGCAGUGCCUUGGGACCUGAUUGGCAUGAAGGGUUGGAUCUUAAAGGAACAAAAGAGUUUUCUCAUAAAAUUCACAUUGAAACUAUGUGUGAAGUAAAGAAAAUCUAUCUUCAGGAAGAAUUUAGAAUUUCUAAGAAAAAGGCCUUGACUUUUCCAAGAGACCAUCAUAAUCAGUUAGUUAUAGCUGACAAAGAGAUAUGGCCUGUAUAUGUGGAAUUGACCAAUGAAAAGAUAUAUGGCUGUGAUUUCAUUGUCAGUGCUACAGGAGUUACACCAAACACAGAACCUUUUCUCUGUGGCAACAAUUUUGAUGUAGGGAAAGACGGUGGCCUGAAGGUGGAUGAUCACAUGCGCACGUCCCUUCCUGACAUCUAUGCUGCAGGUGACAUCUGCACGGUCUCCUGGCAGCCCAGCCCAGUCUGGCAGCAGAUGAGGCUGUGGACCCAGGCUAGACAGAUGGGAUGGUAUGCAGCCAAGUGCAUGGCCGCAGCUAGUGUAGGCGAGUCUACUGACAUGGAUUUCAGCUUUGAACUUUUCGCUCACGUAACAAAAUUUUUUAACUAUAAGGUUGUAUUGCUGGGAAAAUACAAUGCACAGGGCUUAGGUUUAGAUCAUGAAUUAAUACUGAGGUGUACCAAAGGACAAGAGUACAUCAAAGCCGUCCUGCAGAAUGGGCGAAUGAUGGGAGCGGUCUUAAUUGGUGAAACUGAUUUAGAAGAAACAUUUGAAAACUUAAUUUUAAACCAGAUGAAUCUUUCAGCAUAUGGAGAAGAUCUACUAGAUCCAAAUAUUGAUAUAGAAGAUUAUUUUGACUAAAAAGGGCAUUUCAAGGGCUACAUCGAGUUCCAAAUAAGACAAAAAAGUCACAUGCCAAUAAAGUAAAUUGACUGCACUGAUUUAAUGAUGACCAUCUGAAGUUAAAAAUACAGAAAUACGAAGAUUUUAAAAAUAAAUAAAAUUCUAAAGAUGAAA
Messenger RNA from Balaenoptera musculus (blue whale), 1908 nucleotides. It is a transcript of the gene PYROXD1, whose product is annotated as pyridine nucleotide-disulphide oxidoreductase domain 1. The record is from RefSeq and is a predicted model, not a curated record. The transcript is spliced from 14 exons. NCBI's taxonomy places the organism in Eukaryota, Metazoa, Chordata, Mammalia, Artiodactyla, Balaenopteridae. The coding region runs from base 457 to 1752 and encodes 431 amino acids. Gene Ontology annotation, molecular function: flavin adenine dinucleotide binding; oxidoreductase activity.